ACAUUUUGAAUAAUCAUUAUAAUUUCUAUUUUCAGAGUACCAAUAUGACAUAUGUAUUCCGAGUUCUAUCCUGUUACCUACUUGUGAACUUCGUUGUUAUAAACACACAAGCUAACGUUUCUACUACAACAUGUACACAUAAUGAUAACUGUACCAGCAAUGCAAUUUGUUCAGCCGGUAGGUGCAGCUGUGACACAGGAUUUACUGAAAAUGGGAAUGCUUGCGAAGCUAACGUUUCUACUACAACAUGUACACAUCUUGAUAACUGUACCAGCAAUGCAAAUUGUUCAGCCGGUAGGUGCAGCUGUGACGCAGGAUUUACUGAAAAUGGGAAUGUUUGCGAAGAUAUAGAUGAAUGCAUCAGUAACACGCACAACUGUAAUUCUAAUGCGACCUGUAACAACACUGACGGAAGUUUUACUUGUGCAUGUAACUCGGGUUAUACAGGCGAUGGAAUAAAUUGUACAGAUAUAGACGAAUGCACCAGUUUCACCCACAACUGCAAUUCUAAUGCGACCUGUAACAACACUGACGGAAGUUUUACUUGUGCAUGUAACUCGGGUUAUACAGGCGAUGGAAUAAAUUGUACAGCUAACGUUUCUACUUCAUCAUGUACACAUAAUGAUAACUGUACCAGCAAUGCAAUUUGUUCAGCCGGUAGGUGCAGCUGUGACACAGGGUUUACUGAAAAUGGGAUUGUUUGCGAAG
Molecule: messenger RNA, 708 nt
Organism: Ruditapes philippinarum (Manila clam)
Lineage: Eukaryota; Metazoa; Mollusca; Bivalvia; Venerida; Veneridae
Product: uromodulin-like
Exons: 6
Molecular function (GO): calcium ion binding
Source: RefSeq, a predicted model, not a curated record